AAUUCCCGACAGCGGCGGGACGUGAAUAUCCGUCUAGCAAGCUUUUCAGAGGGUGUUACGUCUUAUUUUUAGAGAAAGCGGUAACUACACCCGUCCUUUUCUAUUCCCAAAUCUCAUAAGCAAGUCACUUCAAUGGGAAUCCCUAGCAUAGAGCUCAGCACAUUUGGACCUAGAGGCGAGAGCCAUUGCGCAUUUUUACCCGGCUUGUUCUUCUAUCUGUAUGCAUACAGUCAGGGUCAGGAGACGCAGCAGUGUAGUGUGGUGAUUGCUUAUCUCUCACCCCGCGCAAUUUUACCCCCAGGUGUAUAUGCGUAUCAGAGAAUCUCUGCGCCGAUAUCCGUCACCUACUUGAGGAUAUCCUUCAUAAUGCCCUUUUAUGAUACCGUUGCUCCGUGCCUGGAUGGGAUCAGGGCGCAUAUAUUGACACCCACUCCCAGCCCAACCAAUCUCAAACAGUGAAACUUGCUGAUUCCCCUGGCCAUGAAGAGCCCAUGUUCCACACCAGGAAAUGUUCUGGGGUGAAUACAUUCUUUUCUGCCCUGUGUGUUUGUGUUCGACCCCAUCUACACCCAGGCAAGCCCAUACAUAAUAACAUGAUGCCCGCCCGCCCGCGCAGCCGCAUUCCUUUUCAUGGCUUCCCUUGGGUCAAUCAACAUCCAGGAUACACCUGUCCACCAGGUCCAAGAUGAAUGAGACCAGGCAGACCCGGCCCCGAGUCCGGCUCGGCAGCAUGUAAGCUCCCUUCAGGUCCUCGCCAUUCACAACAGGGCUGGCGUGAAAACGAUGAUGCUGAGAAGAUAGCUGAGUUUUCUGGUGGUGAUUUUCA
This is a messenger RNA of Blastomyces gilchristii SLH14081, 826 nucleotides long. RefSeq lists its product as uncharacterized. Lineage: Eukaryota; Fungi; Ascomycota; Eurotiomycetes; Onygenales; Ajellomycetaceae. Bases 133 to 459 code for a protein of 108 amino acids. The record is from RefSeq and is a predicted model, not a curated record. The transcript has a single exon.